Molecule: messenger RNA, 2160 nt
Organism: Hydractinia symbiolongicarpus
Lineage: Eukaryota; Metazoa; Cnidaria; Hydrozoa; Anthoathecata; Hydractiniidae
Exons: 2
Coding region: 388-1824 (478 amino acids)
Source: RefSeq, a predicted model, not a curated record
CUUAUCAGCUGUGUGUGAUUGACCAUAAAAACUAUUUUAUAAUUUUGUGUGAAUAUUUGAAUGCUGCAGCAGUGAAUUUGCUCACGCUGACCAGCAGUUCUUGGCGCUUAUAUAGUUCUAGCAUACCCAAAAUAAAUACAUGAAUAAAUGAAUGCAAUAAAAACUGCUAGCUAGCUAUCUAUAGACGAAUUUCAAUGUUUACAUUUUUCGGCACUUCUGCGCAUGCGCGGCUUGCCGUAAAAAUCGACAGGCAAAACAUUAGCCGCGCCUUCGUGCUUUCAUAAGGAAGUUAUCGAAGAGGGAAGACGUGUUGUGAUAGUUAGAGAGAAAAAACUUAAAAUUAUUUAAAAUAUUCGUCGUAAACGUUGAAGUACUGAUUGUGGAAGGAUGCCUGAUAGUUGCUGUGUACCGAAUUGUACGAACAGACGCAAGAAAGGCGAUGGAAGUGGUGGUUUUUUUCGAAUUCCUUCGAAGAAAUACCCAGACGUCAGAAAAAGAUGGUUGACUGCGAUUGGCAGGGUGGAUUGGCCAGAACAGCUAAUUGGAAAUGCUAAAGUAUGCCAUCUGCAUUUCACAUCUGGAAAAAAAUCAAAGGACCCACUGAGCCCUGAUUUUGUGCCAUCAGUUUUCGACCGAAUUGCGAAAAAAAUGAGUGAGGAAAAAAAGAAAGAGAAACAGGAUCGAUUCCAACGUGCACGUCUGAGAGUUAAGCAGCGCUCAAAUCUUCCUGUUGUGGAAGAGCCCAGUGAAGUUUUGGAACCAGAGGAGGAAGAGCUAAGCCCACAAGAUAUGGAGAUUGAAAAAUUAAAACAAAAAGUGACAGAAAUAGAGAAUGUUGUGAAAGAAAAAGAAAAUAACAUCAAGGAAGUGACUCGAAAAUACUGUAGCAUCCAAAAUGAACUUGUCAACAGGAUGGCUGAAAUCCAUCAGUUAAAAAAUAAAAACAAUUUGUCAAGAAAAUUCCAACUAAAUUAUGGACAUUUGAAAAGUCACAAAAAUUAUUUUUAUUUUUAUACUGGAUUGGACCAAGCACGCUUCAACUGGGUAUUUGCAAUUAUCAAAAAUAAAAUGAAACGUAUCAGCAGAAUAUUGACACCGAAAGAUCACCUUGUUGUUGUCCUGGUAAAAUUGAAACUUGGCUUGUAUAACAAAGAUAUCGCUUUCAGGUUUGGAAUUACAUGCAAAAUGGUCACCAAAAUUUAUCGAAGCUUGCUUAAAGUAUUAUCAAAAUCUUUACUUUUUUUAAUUGUGUGGCCUGAGAAGGAAGCUAUACGUAAGCAUAUGCCGAAGUGUUUCAAAAAGUACCUAAGUUGUCGCUGCAUCAUUGACUGCACUGAGAUAUUCAUACAACGUCCAUUAAAUCUCAAUGCCAGAGCACAGACAUGGUCUAAUUACAAGAAUACUAAUACCAUCAAGUAUUUGGUUGCAUGUUCUCCAACAGGAAGUGUUAGUUUCCUAUCAGAAGGAUGGGGAGGUAGAGUCUCUGAUAAGGAAAUAACAAUAAAAAGUGGUUUUUUGGAUUUAGUCGAAAAUGGAGAUCUUGUUUUGGCUGAUCGAGGAUUCCUUAUCGAGCAAGAGUUGGCAACACGAGGCGUGGUAUUAAAAAUACCUGAAUUUACCAGAGGGAAGGAACAAAUGUCAGCAAUGGAUGUAGAUCGAUCUCGAAAAAUAGCCAAUGUUCGAAUCCACAUUGAGAGAGUUAUUGGACGUUUGAGAAAGUUUGAAAUUUUGAACACAACCAUACCUAUCACUCAAGUAGAUUUAUUGGACGAUGUGUUUAUCGUUAUAUGUGCUUUGGUGAACUUGAACAAAGGCAUUAUAUAACAUAUAUUAUUACAGAGAAUUUGAUACUUCGCACACAACUAACAUAUUGUUAUAUUAUAUUACAUAUAUUACUUUGAUAUAAUGUGACACACUAUUUUUUUUUAAUAUUAUUCUGACAGGUAGAACAUAGCCAAGUUUUCGGUGCUCUUGUUAUCUUCACACAAGAAUAAUGGAACCAUUCUAUGUCACAUGAGCCUAAAUUGUCACAACCAAUCAUAGGUGGGAAGGAUGGUCUUCUGCAUAUGCAAUACACCUUUUCUUCAUUUAGUAACUUGGGAUCACUUUUCCGAGUGACAAGCUCUGGUAACAAAACCUUUUCGAAUACAAUGGCCAGUU